GUUUUCUCACUCUUCUAUCCAAUCUUCUGUUCCAAUCACCAUUGGAAAACCCUUUCCCUCUCUCUCUCUCUCUCUCCAUUAUUUCUGAUUACUGCAACAAAAUCAACUGUAAAUCUUCUCUUUCUUCAUCCUUUAUUUCUACAGGUUUUUUGGUUCCUCGAAUUUGAUGUCCCUUUUUCCUUUACAGGAUCGACCGCCAUGGCCGCUACAUAACCACUGACUCACCCAUUUCUCAUACCUUAAUUCCCUUCCUUUUCUCUCUGCUCUUCCAUGGCGUAUCACAAUCCCCUCUCCCAGGACCUUCCCCUCCACUUCUCCGACCAACAACCGCCGCAGAAUCAACCACGUUCCGAUGCCUCUUUGAGUACCAUUCUGCCGGACCCCAAAUCCCACCACCACCACCACCACCCGCCGCAAACGGCGCCGAAUUGGCUGAACAACGCACUUCUCCGUAACCAAAACCCCCAUUCUCACUACUCUACCGACACUACCACCACCGCCACCGCCGCCGUCAAUACCAAUUUCCUCAACCUUCACACCACAGCAUCCGAUUCCACUGUUUCUCACUCCUCUAACCAAUGGCUCUCUCGUCCUAUUCUCCAAAGAAACCACAGCGAUGUUAUUAACGAUGUCGCCGCCGCUGCUGCUGGUGACAAUAUGAUCGGUGCCGCUAACGAUGCCAAUAGCGGCGAUGGAUUGAACAAAAGCGACGGCAUGGCGGUAGAACCUGGCGGCGGCGGUGGUGGUGGAGAAGGGGUUUUGAAUUGGCAAUAUGCUCGUUACAAAACGGAGAUUCUUGCUCAUCCGCUUUAUGAACAGCUGCUUUCAGCUCAUGUCGCUUGUCUUCGCAUCGCCACGCCCGUCGACCAAUUGCCGAGGAUUGACGCGCAGCUCGCUCAGUCUCAGAAUGUUGUCGCUAAGUACUCCGCCUUGGGCCACACCGCGCCGCUCAUGGUCGGCGAUGACAAAGACCUCGAUCAAUUCAUGACGCAUUAUGUUCUUUUGCUUUGUUCGUUCAAAGAACAACUCCAGCAACAUGUUCGUGUCCAUGCCAUGGAAGCUGUAAUGGCUUGCUGGGACAUCGAGCAGUCGCUACAAAGCUUAACAGGAGUUUCACCCGGCGAAGGCACGGGAGCGACAAUGUCGGAUGACGACGACGAUCAAGUCGAUAGCGAUUCAAAUUUGUUCGAAGCGAGUUUAGAUUGUCCUGACACCAUGGGAUUUGGGCCUCUUAUUCCCACAGAAACUGAGAGGUCCUUGAUGGAAAGGGUCAGACAAGAACUGAAGCAUGAAUUAAAAGCGGGUUACAAGGAGAAAAUUGUGGAUAUAAGGGAAGAAAUUCUGAGAAAAAGGAGAGCUGGAAAGCUCCCUGGUGAUACCACCUCUGUUCUAAAACAAUGGUGGCAAUCACAUUCAAAGUGGCCUUAUCCUACUGAGGAAGAUAAGGCAAGGUUGGUGCAAGAAACUGGUCUGCAAUUAAAACAGAUAAACAAUUGGUUCAUUAACCAGAGGAAGCGAAACUGGCAUAGCAAUCCUUCGAGUUCUACAAACUUGAAAAGCAAACGCAAAAGAAGUAAUGCAGGUGAAAACAGCAGCAACUGUUUCAAAUGACUUUGGUUCAACAGCCAACAAACUCUUGUAGCUGCAGCAUAUGAACCCACCCCAUACUAAUUGUUGGAGUUAUAUUCAUUUAUAGCUUGCAAAACGAACAUAGUUAUCGCUUUGACCGAAGAAGUUCGAGAUGGAACUAAAACAGGACGAGAAUGGGGACGGAGAAAUAUAUGCCGUGUGACAGGCAAAAAAAAGGUACUUAGAAGUUGAUAUUUAGGAGUAUAUUAAUGGAAAUGAAUUGGAUACUCCACAUGGAUUGGAGUUAUGAUUUUUGUUUAUCUUCUUCAUGUAUGUGUAUAAAAAAGGUGAGGGGGGUUACAUGUGUGCAGUUUUAAUAAUCUCGCAUUCUUCCU
Cucurbita maxima (winter squash) is the source of this 1964-nucleotide messenger RNA. RefSeq names its product homeobox protein knotted-1-like 3. Gene Ontology annotation, cellular component: nucleus. Gene Ontology annotation, molecular function: DNA binding. Bases 271 to 1611 code for a protein of 446 amino acids. Gene Ontology annotation, biological process: regulation of DNA-templated transcription. The record is from RefSeq and is a predicted model, not a curated record. NCBI's taxonomy places the organism in Eukaryota, Viridiplantae, Streptophyta, Magnoliopsida, Cucurbitales, Cucurbitaceae. The transcript is spliced from 6 exons.